Molecule: messenger RNA, 1946 nt
Organism: Coregonus sp. 'balchen'
Lineage: Eukaryota; Metazoa; Chordata; Actinopteri; Salmoniformes; Salmonidae
Source: the annotation of a GenBank genome assembly
AUGGCGGCGUCCAUGGCAGAUGCCGGGGUGUUUGAGAAGUGGCUGAAUGAUCGGCUAGACUACUUAGAAGUGGACCAGGAGGUGUAUGGAGCUUAUAUUUUAGGAAUACUUCAAGAGGAGGAGAGUGACGAAGAGAAGGAGGACGCACUGCUAGGAAUUCUAUCUGCGUUUUUGGUAAAUAUACAGCAGGCAGACAUGCCAUGCUUGCGCCGCGGUAGUCAAUAGCUGGUUAACGUGCUCAAUGGUUACAAGUGGGUGUAAACUACGCUAACUAACAACUGAGUGACUACAAUCGAUCUGUUCCCUAUAACUAACUGGUAACAACAUUAGCUAAAUGUGCCAAUCUAGCGUUAGCCAUAUUUGGAGAUGGGGGUUAGGCGAAUCAAACCUGAAGUUAUCCAGACCCUUUCUAUUAUUAGCCGGCUAGCCCAUAUUGAGACUCUCACGACUCCAGCUGGUUAGAAGGAAGCUGAGCUGGACAGACAAACAGAUGAUUCAUGACAUACAGCAGGGUGGCCAAGCCUCGAGAGCUACUGGGUACCGACCCGUAUGCAGGUUUUAGUUGUUUUUACUAAUCAGCUGCUCGUCAGGUUCAGUUGAAUUAAGUUUGUUAGAUCAGGGUUGGAGCAAAAGCCUACAUGGUCAGUAGGCUACUCCAAAAGUUGGCAACCCCUGACAUAGAACAUUAUACUAACUGAUGAUUCACUGCAGCCCAAUAUGGCGAGUGGGUGGGUCGAAAGAAAUGCAGUGGCCCCCCUUCCAGCAUUGGAGAACAUCCCAAGCCACCCAUGCGUGAGCGCAACAUCUAUUUCUAUGGGCACAAGAACUGUUCAUGACACAAACUGUUCACCCCUCUUGUUGGCUGAGAGAACAUUUGGAAGGUUUAAAGGUUUUCCUGCAGUUCUAAACUUUCAAGAGUAAGUUGAAAGCCAGACUGAGUCAAAAAAAACUGGCCCGCAAAUUGCUUUUGCGUUGUAUGUGUGUGCUUACUGUGACUGUCACCCCGAUAUUGGCUACUAGGUAGCUACUUCCCACGCUGUUGCCGGACAGAAGUGCUUGGCAAGCGGGAGCGAAGGUGUCCCGGUGUUGUUGCCGUUCAUGCCCUCCCCAUUGAGUAGUAGAUUUUAUGUAUGUAUCAAGGUGACAUCUGGAUGGUUAUCAAUAUUAGUUAUUUCUUGUAUAGGCUACUAUCCUACUUGAAAUCAAAUCAGUGGAAGGAACAUUUUUUUUGCCAUGUUAGACUACCACCGGCGACACGACCGUGAUACAGCUGCCCAGUAGGAGGCACCUCAGGUCGGCAGGCAUGUCGAUACAACACCUGUACGCUGGCCGCUGGCUUAUCGACUCGUCGUGCAGCCCAAUCAGCCAACCAUAACGGUCUUGCGUGGCAACAAAUCUGCCCAAUUAGCGGAUUCACUUUCCAUACACCCACCCCUUUCAACACACCCACUCGCCCAUACUCCGGUUGCCAUAUUGGGCUGGAGCUAUCCAUACUUCUCUCAAAGUAGUGAUGUUCAAAUUCACUAACUAAAUGCAUCUCCAUACUCUACUGUCUUCCAUGCACAGGAGGAUGAGAAACUUGAAGAUGUCUGCAAAGAGAUCAUUAGUCAGUGGGCUGAGAGCUGUGCCCAGUCUGCAACCAAAAACAAGGAGGAUGGUAUGAACAUGAAUCAAAAGCUAAAAAUUUAAAGACAGAACAUUAUUCUAGCUUUACUUUCAGACAUGAGCUAAUAGCUGGAGCAGCCAUUGUAUGGAUUAUCUGUUGAAUUUCCUCUCUCUCUCUGUCUGUAGUUGAGGUACUGGCCAUUGCCAAUCUGAUAGAGAAGCAGGCACAGAUUGUGGUGAAACAGAAGGAAGUAUCCGAGGAGUCCAGGAAGAGGAAAGAAGUUAAAGAAGCAGUCCUGGCUCAAUAUGCCAAUAUCACAGAUGAUGAGGAAUAUCCUUAG